Messenger RNA from Paramecium sonneborni, 1814 nucleotides. Lineage: Eukaryota; Ciliophora; Oligohymenophorea; Peniculida; Parameciidae. The record is from the annotation of a GenBank genome assembly.
AUGCCAUAAUUAACUAUUUAAACACUUAAUAGGUUAUGCGAAUACUUUUUAUACUUAGCAAAAUUAGAAUCUGAAAUAGAAAUUAUUAGAAAUGUCCUGUGUGAACAUCAUCGUUUCCAUCCAUUUUUUAUAUUUAAACACAUAGAUGGAAUUUCAAUUAAUCCAAAAGGAUAAUUAGAACCUUAAGAUCUUCUAUAAUUUCUAGAAGACAAUGGUUUUGUUCAUAAUUUAUAAGAAUGUAUUCAAUUCAUUGAUUUAUACGAUGAAGAGUCUAAAGGUUUUUUACUUUAUUCAUAGUAAAUAUUUUUUAUCUAUUAUUAGAUUCUUAAGAAUUUGUUUACCUCAAAACAAUGUUCAAUUAAGGUAAAAAAUUGCACUCUAAAAUGUUGAUCUUCCUCAUUUAGAUUAAAAGAUUUCAUACACAUUAUCAAAAUUAAUCAACUAUGAAAUACAAGCUAUGUAAACUACUUCAUCAUUACUAUAAAAACUUUAAGAUUCUUCUGAUUUCACUCCUACUGCAUGUUUUGAAUUCAUGGAUCCAUACAACUCCAAAGUCUUAAUGAUUUCUAAUUUUAAAGAACUCUUCUAACAUUCAGCUAUUAUUAUCUACUCUCAUGAACUUUAAUCAUUAUUCAAAAGAUUUGAUCUUCUAAAUGAUGGAGUCAUUGACAAAUCAGAAUUCAUGAAAUAUUUUUAAAAAAGAGUCAUCCAACCUAAAGAAUGUAAAACUCCAAUUAAAGAUAAAAAUAUUUAGAAAUCAUUAUAAUCUCAAUAAACUAAUAGAUCUAAUAGAUCUAAAAAACCAUAAACUACUACUCCCAUUAAAAAAUUAAAUUCUAUCUUAAAAUAAACAGGAUAAAUAGGAUAAUCACCUAAAAAAGAAUUUGAUAAUCAAAGAUCAGUUAGUUUUAUUGAUAGUUCGAAAAUUUCAAAAACUUAAAAUCUAAAUUCCAGUUACAUUUUUAAGACUCCUAAUUCAUAAAAUAAAAAAUAUAUUGAUUAAAAAACAGAAUUGAGAGCAUAAAUGUAAUUAUUUAAAGUUUAAAAAUAACAUUUAAGUUUUAAUAAUUCCACUACUAAGAAACCUAUUAAAAAACCUCCAUAAAAAAAUAUUAGUAAAUAAUCACCAAAAAUAAAUUAAAAAUUCUUUAAUCCUUCUUAAUAUUUAAAAGAUACAUUAAUUAAAUUAAUGGAUUUUGAAAAAGAAAUAGAACACAUUAAACUUAAUUUAUAAGCAGUUCCUGAUUUUUCUAUUUGUAAUACAUUCAGAGCUUUAGACAAAAAGAAAAUUGGAUUCUUAGUAGCUGAAGAUUUAGAACAAUUUAUUAAUAAAAAAGAUUUAUCACUGGUUUUAAAGAAGAUAUGUAUAGAUGGUAGGAUUAAAUUUAAUUAAUUCAUCUAAUUAAUAUAGCCUUUAUCAAUUUAUCAUUAAGAUCAAUAAAUUAAUAGAGAGUAAUAAAUUUUAGAUGAAAAAUACAUAAUUCAAGGAAGAAUAAAAUAAUUGUUAUCUCUUUUAUUUGAAAGAUUAUACUAAAGAGAACUCUUUUUCGAUUAAGUUAAUUAGGAAGUAAAAAAUAAUUAAUAAUGUGAUGUAAAAUAUUUGUUCAUGAUGAUUGAUGAAGAUUCUUGUGAUAAUGAAAUCAGUUUAAAAGAUGUAAUAAUAAAAUAAAUAAUUUUUUUAGCUUGAUUCCUUUCUGUAUAAAUAAGAAGUUUAACCAGAAUUAGAAGAUUUGGAAUUACUUUUUAACAGAUUGGAUACAGACAGAGAUGGGAAGGUAUCUUUUCCAGAUUUUAUCAACAUUUUUUCCUUUUGA